This is a messenger RNA of Zonotrichia leucophrys gambelii, 1253 nucleotides long. It is a transcript of the gene VPS37D, whose product is annotated as VPS37D subunit of ESCRT-I. The transcript has 4 exons. Gene Ontology annotation, biological process: protein targeting to vacuole; ubiquitin-dependent protein catabolic process via the multivesicular body sorting pathway; protein targeting to membrane. Bases 61 to 909 code for a protein of 282 amino acids. Lineage: Eukaryota; Metazoa; Chordata; Aves; Passeriformes; Passerellidae. The record is from RefSeq and is a predicted model, not a curated record. Gene Ontology annotation, cellular component: ESCRT I complex.
CGGCGGGGGCGGGGGUCCCGGUGCCGGUGCCGGUGCCGGAGCCGAUCCCGAUCCCGGCCCAUGUCCCGGCCCGCGGCGCCGCCCGGCUCCCCGCGCCGCCUCGGGGCGCUGAGCACGGCGCAGCUCCGGGCGCUGCUGCAGGACGAGCCGCGGCUGCAGCGCGCCGCCCGCCUCUGCAGGAAGUUCCAGAGUCUCCAGCUGGAGCGGGAAAUGUGUUUGGCUUCAAAUUGCACCCAGGCCAAGGUGAAUCUGUCCCUGCGCCCGCGGCUGGAGGAUGGGAAGGCUUCCCUGGCCAUCAAGUACCAGGAGCUGCAGGAGAUCCGAGAGGCCUGCUGGGACAAGCAGCAGCGCCUGGAUGUUUACCUGGAGAAGUGGAGCCCACAGAGCGCCCUGGGCCAGCUCCAAGCCAAGCUUGAUGCCUCCGAAGCAGAGUCAGAGGCCCAGAUAAAGCAGUUCCUGGCCCAGGAGCUGCCCCUCGAGGCCUUCCUGGAGUCGUUCUGCCAGAGCCGCACGCGCUCCCACGUCUGCCGGACCCAGCUGGAGAAGCUGCAGGAGCUGCUGCACAAGGAGCAGGUGCAGAAGGACCAGGUGGGCAGGAAGGACCCUGCGGGGUGCCCAGGUGCCCCGGCUAGCGUGGCACCGGCCCGCCUCGCCCCCUUGCAGAGCGGAGCAGCCCCCAAACCCUUCGAUCUGUCCUACGGCUUUGUGCCCGCCGUCCUCGUCCCCUCGGAGGCUGCCGCGCCCUUCCCCGUGCCCGCUGCGCCUCCCAAGCACCAUCUGCCAGCCCUGGCACAGCAGCCAGCGUCUCCCUGCUCCGAGGUGCCCGGCCUGGGCUCUCCCCUGCGCCCCGCUGGAGCCGUGCCCGUGCCCAGCGCCCAGCCCCGGGAGCAGGAGCCGCCGCACCGGUAGCGGGGCACGGUGGGCAUGGGGCAGGGGGGGAUGGCCCCGCUCCUGCCCCUCCCGGGGCCGGGCAGCAGCACCCAGGGCAGGAACAGGAGGGGUUUGGGGUGCUGUAGGCACAGCUCCGAGGGGUCUGUGGGGUGGCACAUGGGGGAGCUCAUACAGGGAUGGAGGUGUGGGGUUGGGGCAGGGGUUCUGCAUUGGGGAGGGCUCUGCAUCCACAGGUGGAGGAAUGGGACAGGAACUGGGGAUGGGUGGGUUGGAGGGGUGUCAGUGGGCUUAGCUGGGAGGGAUAGCAGGGAAAAGGCACAGGAGCACUGGGUGUGCCACAUGGUUCCUGAAUAAAGCCUCUU